AUGAAGACUUUCGUGGGGUUACGAUCAUCUUUACUUUUCUGCAUGAUUUUGGCUUUUUCUGAGCAAGAGUCAGUGUCCACAAGGUGUACUUCUUCUACGUUCCGGGCUGUGGUUCCACCGACUCUACUUGGUCAAGGCUACUUCUUGCAUUCUGAUGAAGUAUCUCUGGGAACUGGUUGUCCUGUCACCAAUGUAAUUGAGAAGGGGUAUGAGUUUAAUUAUCUUGUCACUGAGUGUGGGAUUCAGAAAGAGGUUUUCUCCCAUGGAGUGAUUUUUUAUUCAGUUCUCUACUGCAACAUUAUGCACAAAGGAGUCACUGGGAAAAUUCCUUUAAGGUGUAUGGUUUUCAGCUUAUCGUUUUUGGAUACCACUCCAAGCACUAUCAACAACAAUCUUACAAAGUUCAAAAAUGGUAUUCCCUCUGCCAGUUCUUAUCCUCCCUGGAGCUUAUCCAACCCUUGCCUGUUUGGACUGCCUUGGAUUCCAUACUUCCAACACUCCUCGGUAAAUACAUCCCAUCAGUCACUUCCAGUUAAAAUGCCUCAUUCUUUAGUUCAUGAGAGCGCAAACGUGGCUCCAUCCUAG
Messenger RNA from Hippopotamus amphibius kiboko, 585 nucleotides. RefSeq names its product oocyte secreted protein family member 3 (gene OOSP3). NCBI's taxonomy places the organism in Eukaryota, Metazoa, Chordata, Mammalia, Artiodactyla, Hippopotamidae. The record is from RefSeq and is a predicted model, not a curated record. The transcript is spliced from 5 exons. Bases 1 to 585 code for a protein of 194 amino acids.